Molecule: messenger RNA, 847 nt
Organism: Prorocentrum cordatum
Lineage: Eukaryota; Dinophyceae; Prorocentrales; Prorocentraceae
Source: the annotation of a GenBank genome assembly
GUUCCUUAGGUCAGGCCGAUGACUGUAUCCGUUUUGGCUCAAACCGUUCGGAUCAGGCCAUGUGGCCCAUGCGCCCCAGGGAGAGGCGCCAGGGAAACGCUGGCGGCCUCACCCCGCCGGGCUCCCCCCCCGCCCGCGGCGGGGAUGCUCUACGCCCUGGCCCGGCGUGGCUCGGCGCUGUGGUCGAAGCACCCCCGGGCCAUGAACCUUGCCACGGGGUUCGGCCUCGGUGCCGCCGCGGACGCCCUGUGCCAGCUGGCGGUGCAGAAGCGUCCGGAGAUGGACUGGACGCACUUCAGGGCCUUCGUCGGCUACAUGGGCGUGUACCAGGGCGUGGUGGUGCAGUACGUGUACGCGUCGUACAAGUACUUCCUACCGGCGGCCCUCUUGGCGACGCCGCUGCGGUACGGCAUAGGAUGCACCCUGCUGGAUUCGUUUGUGCAUUGCCCGUUUCUGUACACGCCAUCCUAUUACAUCUCUGUGAACCUUCUUAGAGGCAGCACUUGGCAGGAGGCCGUCGACGACCUGAGGGCCAAUUACAAAGUUACCCAGCAGCUCUGCGUGUGCUUUUGGCUCCCUGUGAUGGCCUGCAACUUCGCGCUGCUGCCGGGUAACUUAGUCACCUUUGCGAUGCAGGUACAGAAUCUGAUUUGGUCCGUCAUCUUGGACUACACAUCGGCUACAAUGGGUGAGGUGGAUGCUUACACCGUGCUUUCGACCAUCUCGGCGAGCGUGAUAAAACCAGUCUCGAGACUGUGUUGAGAGGCGCAGACGUUGCCACGAAUCUUCUUCGAGAGGGUCACACGGUGAGGAGGCGGUCUAACCAAAAGCUGAGUUCUGCCAUCAA